ACGAAGCCAUGUCUGUUGCGGCAUCUCAUCAUGACAACACGAGAAGAUGUGUCAACUAUGCUCCUACCAUCUGGGGAAACGAGUUUCUUCAAUUUGCUUCAAAAUCUGUGGAAGUUGAUGACAAGGUGGAACAUAAAGUGAAUAAAGAGAAAAUAAAGAUGUUCAUAUCUUCCAACCAUCAGAGUCGUCUACAAAUGCUAAACUUCAUUGACUUGGUCCAACGUUUGGGAGUCUCUUACCAUUUCGAACAUGAAAUUGAAGACGCAUUGGCAAAGCUUCACAGCAUUUAUACCAGAAAUAACAGCCUUAUCACGCAUCGGGAUGGGGAUGAUAAUCUUCACUCUCUUGCUUUACUCUUUCGAUUGCUGAGGCAACAUGGAUAUCCCAUUUCAUCAUCUGAUGUAUUUGAGAGAUUCAAAGACGACAAGGGCGAGUUUAACAACGAAAAUGUUAGCAAGGAUGUGAGAGGAAUGUUAGCCUUGUAUGAAGCUGCACAAUUAGAGGUUCACGGAGAAAACAUACUUGAUGAAGCUCUUCAUUUCACUUACACUCGCCUUAAAUCCUUGACUGAUGACACCCAACUGAGCCCUUGUCUCAAUGCACAAGACAGCCACCGCUUAAGUCAGCCUCUUCACAAGAGAUUGAGUAGGAUAGAAGCAAGGCAUUACAUGUCUUUAGUCUACCAGCAGCAAGAUCCUUCCCAAAAUUACUUAAUGCUGCUCAACUUUGCAAAGUUAGAUUUCAAUAUGCUGCAGAAACUGCAUCAGAAAGAACUUGGCAAUAUCACCAAGUGGUGGAAAGAAUCAGAGUUGACAAGAAAGGUGCCUUAUGCUAGAGAUAGGUUGGUGGAGUCCUUCUUUUGGCCAUUAGCCAUGUCCUAUGAGCCUCAAUUCAGCACUGCAAGAAUGAUAACCGGCAAAAUGGUUGCUAUUAUCUGUCUUCUUGAUGAUACCUAUGACGCCUAUGGCACCCUUGAAGAACUCGAGCUCUUCACCGAGGCCAUUCACAGAUGGGACGUAAGUCCUAUUAAAUCUCUUCCAGAGUGCAUGAAAGUGGUGUUUGAAGCAGUAGUGGAGGUGUGCAAUGAAAUGGAGACGGUGACUGCAAAACAAGGAACGUCAAAUCUUGUGAUGCCGCAUGUGAAACAAGCUUUUUUCAACUUGGCUAAGGCGUACUUGAUGGAAGCAAGAUGGUGCUAUGAAGGCUACAUUCCAAGAUAUGAGGAGUACAAGGAUAACGGAGUUGUGUCUUCUACUUACCCACUUCAGAUAACUUCAUUCCUGGUCCUUGGAAACCUUGCAACGAAAGAGGUUCUUGAAUGGAUUGCCACCGAUCUGACAAUUGUUAGGGCUAGCUCAAUUAUCGGCAGACUCAUGGAUGAUAUGGCCUCUCAUAAGUUUGAGCAGGAGAGAGAGCAUGUUGCUUCAGGAGUGGAGUGUUGCAUGAAGCAGUUUGGAGUUUCAGAAGAAGAGGCUUAUAAAAUUCUCAGCAAUGACGUCAGAAAUUGCUGGAAGGAUAUUAAUGAAGAGUGUUUGAAUAAUCCACAUGACGUCCCAAAAUCUGUGCUUGAUAUUGCUGUCAAUUUUGCUCGAGUGUCUGAAGUUGCCUAUGAAAACCUGCGAGACAGAUUCACUAAUGGCGAGUCCCUCAAACAUUAUGUAGACCAACUCCUUCUGGAUCCCAUACCCAUUGAACCGUGACGUAGCUUUAUAUAUUUUUAAGUUAAGGUUUAAAUUUGCUCUUGUAUUUAUUUUUUAAGAGUACUGGACAUUUUAUAUUCUUAUGUGGGAUAAUUUUACUCUUGAACUAUUUUUCAGAGGAGCAAAAACUCUCUUUCAUUAAUCAGCCGUUAAUUUUUCCGUUUUCAGCUGAUUUGGCAUGUACGUGGAGCCCAUGCAUAGUAAUAUGUAAGAUGUAGCAUGUCCUUUUAUGUUAAU
Messenger RNA from Prosopis cineraria, 1937 nucleotides. RefSeq names its product probable terpene synthase 2. NCBI's taxonomy places the organism in Eukaryota, Viridiplantae, Streptophyta, Magnoliopsida, Fabales, Fabaceae. Gene Ontology annotation, biological process: diterpenoid biosynthetic process. Gene Ontology annotation, molecular function: magnesium ion binding; terpene synthase activity. The transcript has 7 exons. The coding region runs from base 9 to 1700 and encodes 563 amino acids. The record is from RefSeq and is a predicted model, not a curated record.